This is a messenger RNA of Helobdella robusta, 1530 nucleotides long. RefSeq lists its product as hypothetical. The record is from RefSeq and is a predicted model, not a curated record. NCBI's taxonomy places the organism in Eukaryota, Metazoa, Annelida, Clitellata, Rhynchobdellida, Glossiphoniidae. The coding region runs from base 1 to 1530 and encodes 509 amino acids. The transcript is spliced from 2 exons.
AUGGCAAAUGCAGACUCUAAAGAUAAAGCGAAAAUUUGUAAAGUUGAUCCAGCGGCUGAAGUGGGAGUUUGCGUAACAAGUCAAAGUGAUGUUCAGCAGACGCCAUUCUGCUCGCCUCGUAAAAGUGAAGCCGGCAACAAAUCCCAAAAAAUACCAAAUGUAAACAAUUGUCCCCAAAAGGAAAUGUCCGCCUAUUCAAUUGAAAACUCGUUUCAAAAACAUCAAAAUGAUUUGAGUGUGACUAAUAGUAGAAGUGGAUCAAAAACAAAUUCAAAUCGUUUUGCAGCGGCGGAAGCAGCUUCUAAUAGUUGUGUGGUUCGGUCGAAAUCACUAGCAAUAGUAAAUAAUUUUGAACCUGGUCCAGAAGGAAAACUCUUAAAAAAGUCAGAUGAAAGUUUUUGUCUCAGUCUUUUGAAGGAGCUUUCAGGUACAAGCAGACAACAGAAACACUAUGCAUCUUCAAUAUAUGUUUCUGGCAAAGAGUCACAAUCCACAAUAACAGAUUGUAACUUUUCAACACAACAGCAUGCUGCUGUCCAAUCUACUGUUGAGCUAAACACACAAUCUCAACAGACAGACAAUAUUGAUGUAGCUUCAUUUGGUGCAGUUCCCGUACAAGUAAACAUAGAUUUUGGUCAUAAAGAUUUCAACUUGAAUGAUACCAGUACUAUAGCCAACCAAAUUCUGAUAGCCAGCAAAACAAGCAAUGAUUUAAUUCAGAAUAACAAACUAAUUGAUAACGUUUCACAAACAGACCCUGUUACAAUUAUAAUCGGUGAUGCAUGCCUUUUGGUAGAGAACUUGAGAAGUUCUAUAAUGAAUUCAUCAAAAGUGAAAUCAUCGGCUAAUGAAAUUGAAAUAGAGUUGAACGAUGAUACAUUUAAAAAACAUGGAAAUGAAAUUGAAAUGGAAUUGAGUGCACGCACAAAUAAAAAAGGACCACUGGAACAUAACAGGCAGAAUUUAAUUAAGUCAAUCAAAGUUCAAUCCGACAAUGUUCAGAUGCCUAUAAGAAAAGGAGGGGUGAGAAUGAGAUUGCCAGUUGGCAUGCUUAGUCCAUCAAAUAAACCACCAACUCCUUGUAUCCCAUUUCAAUCAUUCAUUGUUGCUUCAACCCCUCCAGGACAACACAUACAUAAGUUGAUGCCAAAAUGGAUGCCUAAGAAACUAAAAGGUGUAAAAUUGAAGAUGCCAUUGUCAAUAUUGAAAUCAAACAAACUUCCAGCUCCUUGCAUCCCAGACCAUUCUCUCAAUGUUCCUCCAACACCAGUACAGCAAACCAAACAUAAGCGACAGGUCAAGAUGGCAAAUGUGGUUUUCAGCUGUCCAUUCUGUUCAUUGAACUUCAUCGAGUCACCAGCUUUGUAUGAACAUCUGAACCAGGCACACGAGUCAGACCUGCAAAAUAAGUGGAAGAAGUCGCAAAGUAGGGAGGGCAAGACGAUCAUUCCAAAGCAUCUGCAAACACCAAAGAAUUCAAACAAAAGAAGUCAGCUGUUAGCUUAUCAUAUUCCUGAUUGGAAAUUGUGA